This is a messenger RNA of Amphiprion ocellaris (clown anemonefish), 2381 nucleotides long. It is a transcript of the gene slc25a39, whose product is annotated as solute carrier family 25 member 39. The transcript has 12 exons. NCBI's taxonomy places the organism in Eukaryota, Metazoa, Chordata, Actinopteri, Pomacentridae. The record is from RefSeq and is a predicted model, not a curated record. Bases 173 to 1249 code for a protein of 358 amino acids. Gene Ontology annotation, biological process: mitochondrial transmembrane transport.
AGCCUGUACCUCUACGUGCCCUCGGACUUUCCAGACAUGUUUACGGCUUAUCAUCCAGGAUGGAGCGGCCGAAGAAGUUGAGACAGGACAGAGCAGCUUAGCUGCUAAAUGACAUGGGUGAAGACACCUGUGUUUCGCAACGAGGCUGGCAACUGAAGUAGAGGUGGGCAGGAUGGGGGAGCGGACGGUGGGACGCCCCGUAGCUGCGAUCUCUCCAGUGCAGCAGAUGCUGGCCUCUGGCACUGGCGCCCUCCUCACAUCUAUAUUUGUCACACCGCUGGACGUUGUGAAGAUCAGGCUGCAGGCUCAGCAGACACCGUUCCACCAAGCUUUAGUCAGCGAAUCUGCUCCGUGGGGUGGUGUCACUCGCCCCUCCAAGUGGAAGUGUUUCCUGUAUUGCAACGGACUGAUGGAUCACAUCUAUGUUUGUCAGAAUGGAACCAGUUGCACCAGCUGGUACAAAACACCAGCACAUUUCAGCGGGACUCUUGAUGCUUUUGUGAAAAUCAGUCGCCAUGAAGGACUCCGCUCUUUGUGGAGUGGAUUACCACCAACACUGGUUAUGGCCGUACCUGCUACCAUCAUCUACUUCACCUGCUAUGACCAGCUGCGGGACUUUCUCAGAUUCGGACUGGGUCUUCAGGGAAGCCACGUCCCUCUUCUUGCCGGAGGUCUUGCCAGAUUGGGGGCUGUGACAGUGAUCAGCCCUCUGGAGCUGGUCAGGACUAAGAUGCAGUCCCGUCGGUUGUCCUACAGCGAGCUGCGGGUCUGUAUCCGCUCUGCUGUGGCUCAGGACGGCCUGCUGUCUCUGUGGAGGGGCUGGGGACCCACUGUGCUCAGAGAUGUACCGUUUUCUGCUUUGUACUGGUUUAACUACGAACUGGUGAAGGCCCACCUAUGUGAACAGUCUGGAAUGCCUCAGGCCAACUUCUCCAUCAGCUUUACAGCAGGAGCUAUCUCUGGAGCUAUCGCUGCAGUUCUGACGCUGCCGUUUGAUGUCGUUAAGACUCGGAGACAGAUUCAGCUGGGAGAGAUGGAUACUCUGGGAGUCUCCUUAAAGAAACCCACGUCCACAUGGCACAUAAUGAAGGAAAUAUGGGCUGACUUGGGCUACAGAGGCCUUUUUGCAGGUUUCAUGCCAAGAGUGAUCAAAGUGGCUCCGGCCUGUGCUAUAAUGAUAAGCAGUUACGAAUUUGGAAAGGCCUUCUUCCAGAAGAUGAACCUUGAUCGCGAGCGUCUGGCUUCCUGAAGGCUGUGUGACGCUGGUUGUUCGUCAGCAGGGGCAGAACGUGCAGACAUUAUGAUCAAGGAUAACGUGUCCUCAGACAGAAGGUAGAGGAGCAGGCUGAUGAUGAGGAUUCUUUGCAGGGAUGCCUCUCCCUUUUUCAAGAGAGCAGACUAGUUUUCUUGAAAUAUUAAACACUCAAGACACACCUGCAUACUUAAACACAGUAAGGAGCUUGAAAAACAAGCCUGGAUACUGAAGAAUCUUCUGGGACCAUAGACUUUAUCUGUGCUGAUUCAUGCACAUUUUUCAGGUUUCUUUUAAAAGAGAAAGACUUUUUUUUGUGCUUGUACCAAAUUAUUAUACUCAUCAAAUGAAAAAUCUUGGGGACUGAAUGUCACAGAUUCAAUCUUGCCACCAUCAUCCUGACUGAAAACCUGCUAACCCACUGUGCAGGAUAAUGUAGGAACCUUGAAACAUUCUUAAAGGGUGAAUCUUCAAACCGCUGUAGCAUGAGUUAGAAGAAAAUCUGUUUUUCCGACAUUUUGCGACAAACUGCAUGGUGUGUCCAGCCCCAUCCAGCACAGAGUCCAAAUACGCUGCUCCACCUUGCAUCGGCAUUACUGCAUCAGCCUGCAUUCCAGUAGGAGUAAAACAUGACCAUUCUACAUUUAUCUGCUGUUUAGAUGCCUGAAAAAUCUGGUUUAUAUCUUGGAUAUGUUGGACUUUUAUAUUUGCAACAGAAGAGCUGUGAAAGAAAUCCACAAAGAACAACUACAGAUUUUUAUGACAGUUCAUGUAUGUUUCUGUACUAUAGGAAAUGACAUGCAUGAUCUUAGUUUCAAAGGAUACACUGACUUCAUGAUGGAAACAUAGAAGCAAGUUUUCAUUUGAGCAUGAAUUGAAUGCUAUGAAAUGUAUAACAGAAUUUUUCAGCCAGCUUCCUGAAAUCAAACAGAUUUUGCAUCAAAGGAAAAUGAUUUCUAAAAAUUUCUCUUAGUGGCAUUCUGGCGAUGAGAUGCAGGAAUUUCUUAUCCACAACAGAGACACUGGAUCAUAAAAAAGAAAUAUUUCUGCCUUAAUGUGAAAGAUAUAAGUGUGCGUUCUUUGUGUUUUUUAUGAAUUUAAUUUAAAAUAAAAUGCUACAACAGCUUGA